ACUCUUCAAACUCAAUACAAAAGGCAGUUGUUUGGUGGAUUUGGAAAUUGGAACUUAGUUCGUGUUGUGGUUGUGCGGAGCGGACUGCGGAGUGGGCUAAGUAAGUGCGCAAACAGCUGACGGUCAUUUGACGUUUGUGUCAUGAGGAUGAUUCAUUGAGUGUUAUUAGUUUAGUGUUUACUGUUAAUUAAAUUUCAGAUUUUCAUUAUGUUUUCGGGGUUAUCAAAUCAAGUGAGUAGUUGGAUGGGCAGUGGGGGGAAAAAACCAGAUGAAGAAAUUCCAAACCCAAAUCCAGAAGAACAGCAACCAGUAUCUUCUUCCCCUGUUGUUGACAAAUCUCUUGGUGGCUUAGAAUCAGAUCAGAAAGAUUCAAGCCCGUCGAAAGAAGGCAGCCGACUGAACAUGCUGGGCAAUCUGGGCAGCGUAAAGAACCAGAUGUCCAGUUGGCUGGGCAGUGCCAGCAUCCCAAGCAUGCCCAGUAUGCCCAGCAUGCCCGCCAUGCCUGCCAUGCCAACUAUGCCCUUCCGCAAGAGUGACGGAACGACGGAAGGUUCUGAGGGGUUGGACAACCCCGGAGCGAGUGUUGAGUCACCUGCCUCGGAGAAGUCAGUGAAAGGCUCGCCCACUGAGAAGGAAGAAGACGACAACUCAAGGAUGGCUAGGAGUGGAGUGUUCAGUGCCACUGGUGGAGCUGACAGCGACGCUGGAGAUCUGGGCGAAGAGGAGAACCUAGACGAUAAGGAUGCUGCCAUCGGAGGAGUUUCUACAAAAGCCCUGCAAGGAGCCAAGUCUAUAGGGAGUUUUCUGUUUUCUGCUGUCAACACUGCUGGUAAAAAAGUUACUGAGACCACUGCGAAAAUCAAGAAAACCGUCGAAGAGAAUAGCCUGCUUGGAGAGUUUAACAAAGAACAAGAGGCCUUCAUCAAAGAAAAGCAGGGCAAGGGAGGAGAGACGGCUGUUCCACCAUGGGUCGGCUACCCCAACCAGGAGUCUCUUAAAGAGGAGUGUCUCGCACUGUCACAGGACAAGAGGAAUUUCAUAAGAAGCCCGCCGGCCGGUGUGGACUUCCCAUUUGACUAUGAGACAUCGUACCCGGUCGCCAUGGCAACCAUGGCUGAGGACCCCAACUUGGAGACGAUGCGAUACGAACUAGUCCCUAAAGUAAUAUCUGAAGAGAACUUCUGGAGGAACUACUUCUACCGUGUGAGUCUCAUCUGUCAGGCGAGUGAACUCAACUCCAUGGCGCAAGAGGGCAACACGCUGGAUAACCAGAACCGCACAUCAGAGCCUGCAGCACCAGCCCCCACCACCGCUCCUGCACCCCCCAGUGAAGCUAAGGCAUCGUACAGUCCGGGUCAAGACACCGAGGCGGACAGUCCCAACCAAGAGUUUGUGUCUGAUAAUUUCCGACCAAGCUCACAAGAUCUAGAGGAAGUUAGAGAGGGUAUGAAAAAGCUUGGCUUAGACCCGGCUCCAGUCAAAGAAGAGGAGUGGGAGAAGGAACUGGAAGCGGAACUGCAAGAUUUUGAGGUCGUAGCCAACGGAGACAAGCGGGACGCCCAGUGGGAGAGUCAAAUCGAAGAGAUGCUCGAUGCUGAAGAUCUCAAAUCCACUAAAUGAACAAUUAUAAGUGUUUGUUGGCUUCUUUGUGUACAUUCCCAGUUAUCAAGCUCUUGGUUUGAUGAAAAGAUUUUUAAAUUAUUUGUUUUACCUUGUUAUUAGACUGAAAGUAUCCUUUAAAAACAAAUUUCAAGCAAUCUAGACUUACUACAGCUUUAUAAAGUUUACCUUUUAAGUUGCAUUUUUAAUUUUUUUACCAUAUCAGGAAAUAUUUACAUUUUUUAUUUAUUUUUUGUAAAAGAGUCUUUUGAUCAUAAGUGUUAUGGACUUUGACUUGUUAAAUGUUGUGGUUUAGAAUCCCAGUGUCAUUAAUAAUUCGUUUUAUUCAUGCCUUUACUAUUCUGGCUCUCUUUUCUUUGCUUGGUACUUUCCACGCACAGAUUAUAAUUACGCAAGUGCAAUAAUAAAUUAGGCUGCCAGUCUCUCCCUAAAUGUUUUUGGUAUGACUAAAAUGUUCAAUCUUUGCUCUAGGAACAAUAGUUAAUACUUUUUAUUUAUCAUCAUUUCCUUGUAUUUAGUUUAAAAUUUGUAAAUAAUUACAAAAAUUACAAAAUUUAAUAAUGAAGGAACAUUUAUUUUGCAGUUUUUCAAAAUUAAUUGUUAUAAUACCCCCAAAAAUUAUUAUAUUGAAUUGAAUAUAAGACUUAUUUCAUUGAUAAUUGAAGAGAGUUAGAAAUCAUUAACAUUUACCGACUUUUGUGGAAGGUCAGUGUGGUUUGUGCAGCGUAAAUUCUUACGAGUUGUGAAUAUUAAAUUGUGAAUAUUGGUCUUGUAUAUAACUUGAGUAGACUUAUGUAGCCGUUAUUCUUCCAAUUGCUUCUAGUUUGUUGUUUUCAGUCUAGAAACUUGUUAGCACUGUGUAAAUAUAUAAUUUUACCGACGUUUAUUCUGUUUUUAUUGAAGUUUAAGUUAUCGAACAUACUGUGAUUUAUUUUUUAAUCCCCUUUCAAAAAUGUUACACCACAGUAAUGUUUCAAGAUAUUUCCUAUAAGUAUGUUUGUGUCAAUUGUUAAUGUAAAUAUUAUUGAUUAAUUUUAAAUGAAAUAUUAUUGUUACGGAAUUAGAGAUGAGUGUUUCAGUAGACAGAAGCCUCAUACGGUUCUUCUUUAAUACCAAAUAUUUAGCAAUGUAUAACAAUAACACAGUUAUAACGAGUGAAAUGAUCAGAAGGUAUAAUUGACUUCAAUAUAGUUAUGUUGUUACUAUAUGUAUGUAAUAGAAAAUAAUAAAAUAUAUUACAUGUAACAA
This is a messenger RNA of Macrosteles quadrilineatus (aster leafhopper), 2868 nucleotides long. Its product is annotated as synapse-associated protein of 47 kDa-like. The coding region runs from base 208 to 1620 and encodes 470 amino acids. Gene Ontology annotation, cellular component: synapse; cytoplasm. NCBI's taxonomy places the organism in Eukaryota, Metazoa, Arthropoda, Insecta, Hemiptera, Cicadellidae. The record is from RefSeq and is a predicted model, not a curated record. The transcript is spliced from 11 exons.